This is a messenger RNA of Episyrphus balteatus (marmalade hoverfly), 927 nucleotides long. It is a transcript of the gene RpS4, whose product is annotated as 40S ribosomal protein S4. Gene Ontology annotation, biological process: translation. NCBI's taxonomy places the organism in Eukaryota, Metazoa, Arthropoda, Insecta, Diptera, Syrphidae. The record is from RefSeq and is a predicted model, not a curated record. The transcript has 5 exons. Gene Ontology annotation, cellular component: ribosome; cytosolic small ribosomal subunit. The coding region runs from base 126 to 911 and encodes 261 amino acids. Gene Ontology annotation, molecular function: structural constituent of ribosome; RNA binding.
GCGCUCGCCUCUAUUAAAAGAGUUCCGAAAAUGCACCCACUGAACUGAUUUUCCCGAACUGUCAAAAUUCUUUCCACACUACAACAUCCGGCCAUCUUCCUUUCCUUUUUUAAUUCUCUUGCAAGAUGGCGCGAGGACCCAAAAAACAUUUGAAGCGUUUAGCAGCACCAAAGGCAUGGAUGUUGGACAAAUUGGGAGGAGUUUUUGCUCCUCGUCCAUCAACUGGCCCACACAAACUUAGGGAAUCCCUGCCCUUGAUGAUCUUCUUGAGAAAUCGUCUAAAGUACGCCCUUACCGGCUCUGAAGUUACCAAAAUUGUUAUGCAGCGUUUGAUUAAGGUUGACGGCAAAGUUCGUACCGACCCAACUUUCCCAGCUGGAUUCAUGGAUGUCAUCACCAUUGAAAAGACUGGCGAAUACUUCCGUUUGGUCUAUGAUGUCAAGGGACGUUUCACCAUUCACCGUAUCUCCGCCGAGGAAGCUAAGUACAAGCUGUGCAAGGUUCGCAAGACCCAACUCGGCUCCAAGGGAGUUCCUUUCUUGGUCACACACGACGGCAGGACCAUCCGUUACCCUGAUCCAUUGAUCAAGGCCAACGACACCGUUCAAGUUGACAUUGCCAACGGCAAAGUCACUGACUACAUCAAGUUUGAUUCCGGAAACUUGUGCAUGAUUACUGGAGGUAGAAAUUUGGGACGUGUCGGCACAGUCGUCAACCGUGAAAGACAUCCAGGUUCUUUCGAUAUUGUCCACGUUAAGGAUACACAGGGUCAUGUGUUUGCCACCAGAUUGACAAACGUUUUCAUCAUUGGCAAGGGCAACAAGCCAUACGUUUCGCUGCCAAAGGGCAAGGGUGUGAAAUUGAGCAUUUCUGAGGAGCGUGACAAGCGAUUGGCCGCUAAGACUCAUUAAAGAACUACUUUUUUUU